GGAGGACAAGCAGCAAAGUGCCACAGGUCGGAGUCGAACCCGCGGCCGCGGCGUCGAGGAUUCUAACCCAUCUACGUGCGCCUGCUCCACCAACUGAGCUCACACAGGCUGCUUUGCGCAUGAUCGGUCUCACCUCGGUCCUCCCUCCCUUCCUUUCCUCCCCCUCUCUAUCUGCAUCCUCCUCACACAUGAUCCAGCAGCAUCCAUCUGCCCGGAUGCGUCCUGGUUCCCGCCUCUUCGCGGCAUCAGCACCAGUGAGGACAGUGCAGAGCGGAGGGAUGGUGAAGACAUGAGCACAUCCAACACAUUUCCAUGGAGUCCUCUUUCAACGGCGUAGAGCUCCGGGAGCUGCGGGGCGGAGGAGCCCGGCGAGGCGCGUCUCCGACGCCGGCCUCAGCGCCCUGGACGGCGGCAGUGGGCUGCGCAGCCCGGGGCUUCGAGAACGCCUCCUACCAACAGGACGAGGAGCAUGAGCAGCCGGGGGGGACUGAACCGCCCUCAACUUCAGACAACUGCAAAGGGCAGCAGCAACAUCAGGAGCUCUCUCCGCGGUCGUACGAUGAGGAGGAAGGAGGUGGGGGGCACGAGGACGGCCAGGACUUUACCGGGUUCAACCCCGCUGAGGACAACUCUGCCGACUACGGCUUCAUCUUCGCCCUGGUGUUCCUGGUGAGCGGGAUCGUCCUGGUGGUCAUCGCCUACACCAUCCCACGAGAGGCCAAAGUCAACCCGGACUCGGUGUCGGCCCGCCAGAUGGAGAAGCUGGAGAUGUACUACGCCCAGCUGGGCUCCCACCUGGACAAGUGCAUCAUCGCGGGCCUUGGGCUGCUGACCCUGGGGGGGAUGUUCCUGUCCGUGCUGCUCAUGGUGUCCAUCUGCCGGGGGGAGAUGUACCGACGCAGGGCUGCGUUUGUUCGACCCAAGAGGACUUACGGCUCCAUCAACCUAAGGAUGAAGCAGCUGGCGACUGGAGAGGCAGAAGGAGGCGGCGAGGAGUUUUUGGUGGAACAUGCAGAGACACGGAAUAACAUACAGCCGGGUCCGAGCCGGGACUCCAAAUCAGAACCAGGACCAAGCAGAAAUCCUCCUCCUGCAGCAGCUGCUGUACACGGCGUGAACUAGCGGCCCUUGAUUUUCACUUUGCAAUCCGCCUUUCUCUGACUGAGUGGCAAAAUGGUGCAGGACCCCCCCCCCCCCCCCCCCCCCCCCCAUUUGUGCUACCAAAAGAAGCACAUGUUGAGCACAAGGCUCUCUGCUGGACCGACCCAGCUUUGACCCGGCAUUUUGGGACAGAAAGGUUUCUGGGAUAUUUAUUCCAACCAAUCAUAAAGGAUGUAUUAAAAACAAAAGAGGGCUUAACUGGUAGAAGAAGAGAGGUAAGCCUCGUUAGAGUGGGAAAGAGCACAUUUGGAGGUGAAUGGUGGUGGUUGUAUGUCAAGGAUUACAGAUUUGAUAUGUAUCAUAGUAGGUUUAUCAGAGUUUUACAAGAGAAAGCACAAUGUGUCCGACGGCCCUGGAAGGUGCAGAAAGCAAGAUGAAUACUUUAUUUAUGAAGUCCAGUGUUGAUGCUCAUCUAUCAGGCGACCACAACAUUUAAACCUAGCCAUAUAACAAAACCCCAAUCACAAUACAUAAUGUCUGACUUAUCAUGCUGCUGUGAAUAUCACUGGAAAUCUAUUAUACAUUAGUCAUUUGAUAGAAAAGUCUUACUGGACUGUCUAAAUAAAGAGUUAUGGAAGUGUGAUGCUAGUUCUCACAAAUAAAUAGAGGCAACAUUUUUAAGUAAUAUUUCCCUCAUUAACACUCACCACCAACAUCUGCAAUAAAUGGAUAUAUACUUUAGAACCUGACAGAUAAAUGUGCACUGAUCGACUACACUGGUUUAAGUUUAAGUUAUGGAUUUAUGUUAAAAAAACAACAUCUGCGAUAUAUAUCAUUAUUACAUUUCAAAGCCAAGUAUCGGCCUCAAAAGCCCAGAAUGCGUCUGCCUUUAACCAGAACUGGACGGCACAGAAACCCAGAGAGGGGAGAAGGGUUUCAUUGGGUUGACUGAACAAACUGCUGCUUUCUGAAACUGUCAACCCAGUUAAUAAUGCAGCUUUAAUAUUUCCAUUUAAAAAUAUUCUAUAUAUAUAUAUAUAUUUUGAUUGGCUUUAAUUCACAAAAAGGACAGAGCUGCACAAUAAAAAUAGACAUGUUUCAUAAGGAAAUAGACUAAAGUACAGAGUAGGACGAGGUGUUAGAAUAAAGUGACAUGAGUCACACAUUACACACAGAGCAUAGCAUCAGCAGCCCAAAAGGUCUUCUCCCCUGACUGCUAGUCUGUGAUAAUCUUCUUCCAGGACUUUAACUUCUUUUUUUACCUCCUCAACAACAACAUGAGAGAUUUUAUCAAUGCGUCUUUGUUUUUGUGUUUUCAUCCCAGCAUGCCUCCACCAGACUAAAUGGAUUACUGGGUAGUUUAGUUGGGACUGCACAUGUCUGGAGGCGGAGGAUCUGGGGCAAAUCAACACGUUCACUGCUGCUGGCUGAACGUGAAUAAAUGAAUGUUCCUUUUAGUAAAUCAUUAGUCAUAUAAUUACAACCCAGAUCUCAGAAGUAUCACGUCACAUCACCAAAGUCUCAUGCUGCAUCACUCAGAAACUGUUGCUAAUCAGCGUUUCUUUAAUUCUUGCAUCACUUUCCAACAGCAUCAAAGAAGAAGUCUUUGUAUCAUAUUUUAAGUAAAUAUCCACUCUUAUCCGCUCCGUUAUGUGAAUGAUUAUAUUUAUCUGAUAUUUAAAGGUCCUGAGUGUUGAGUGGACAAUAAAACUAGCUAACGCUGGUCGCUGCUGUCAUAAGGAAACCUCGCAAAUGCACCUAAGAUGCUCAGUCCAUCAAAUCUAUCAAAAAAACACAAUCAUUCAGAAAUGUGCUAAAAGAACAAAUUUAAUUCAGAAUCAAACAUCAAUGUGUCUUCUUCUGACUGCAGCCCGGAGUGGAAUGAACCUUUAAUGACACAGCGCCUACUCCUUUGUAUUAUAUGUAAUCAGAUGUUAUUUAUGUCAUGUAAGGAUACUAUAUGCCUUAACGAGUAAACACAUACUGUAAAUUGUGUAUACGCAAAUAUGAUUAUGCUAAUGUAUUAAGGUCUGUAUAUUGAGCCAUUUAGCCAAGGGCAAUGUAGCCAAACACUCACACACACACACACACACACACACACACACACACACACACACACACACACAUACUAACACACACACACACACACAGUCCUCACUUGUCAACUGACCUCACAACGGGUUUGUGGCUCUGUACUUGUAAGGACAUCUCACACACCAACAUAAUAAUUUCUAGCUGUUUAUAAAAAUAUUUACCACAUUUUUAGUUCACAGUACAAAUAUACUGUAAAUACUACAUAUAGACGUGUCGGAUGUAGAGGACCAAAACAAAAGCUAAAAUGCUCAAAAACCAUAAUACCCACCGCGGGUAUGCCAAACCUGGUCCCAGUCUGAUCAGCUUAUUUCUGUCAGCAGCAACAGGUUAACAGAUGAAACAGAGCUAAUAACUGGGCUUCAAUAUUUAACAUUCAGAUGAAUUAAAUAACAACCACUCCGAGGAAAAUGUAACUGUCACAAAAUGAACUGAAACUAAUGAUUUUAUUUAUUGUAGAUUUAUUGUUUGGUCCGUAAAUUGAUAGAAAACAGUAGAAAAAUAAAUUACAUUUCUUGUUUUGUCUGACUUACCGUCCAAAAUGAAAGAAAACCAGCAAAUAUCCCUAUUUUAGAAAUUUCUACUUAAAAAAACAAAAUCAACAAAUACUGGAUUUUCAAAAUAGUUGCCUAUACAUUUUCUUUCAAUUGACCAAUCAGUUAACGGACUAAUGGU
Etheostoma cragini (Arkansas darter) is the source of this 3867-nucleotide messenger RNA. It is a transcript of the gene tmem74b, whose product is annotated as transmembrane protein 74B. Bases 313 to 1122 code for a protein of 269 amino acids. Lineage: Eukaryota; Metazoa; Chordata; Actinopteri; Perciformes; Percidae. The transcript is spliced from 3 exons. The record is from RefSeq and is a predicted model, not a curated record.